AUGAAGAAUAGGUCUGAGAUGUGCACAUUCUCCUCAGAAAAUUAUCCAGAAAAAUUACUCCAACGGAUCUGCCAGCUUCGUUCCCAGAAUGAUUUUUGUGAUGUUACUUUAGAAGUGGACGGUGUCUUAUUCCCAGCCCAUAAGAUAAUACUUGCAUCUGCCAGCACCUAUUGCAAAUUGAUUUUUGCUGACUCCAAUGUUGGUGACACCAUCAAGAUCAAGGAUGUAAGUCGAAACGGACUCAAGACUAUUCUGGAUUUCAUCUACUCCAACAAGCUUACCUUGUCUUUGUCCAACAUUGAGGAGACUCUAAAAGCAGCAGAAGUCCUGUUGGUCCGUGAGGCUAUAAAACUCUGUUUUCAGUUUUUGGAAGAUGGUUUGACCCAAGAAAACUCUUUGGACAUUCUAAAUAUUACUAAAAGGCGUGGACCAGAAGAACUGAAGCAGAAAGCCACCAGUUAUGUUGGGCACCAAAAUAAACAUGUACUAAAACAGCCUGGAGACCUUGGUAAAAUAGACAAAAUUAUGCUUUCUGAAAUCCUGGACCAGAAAAAUAUCCCAGGAUACACUGAGCUGGACUUGUUCAAUUUUGCAGUGGCAUGGUUGCAACAUGACCCAUCAAGGCUGCAGGAAGCUGGAGACGUUUUAAAAAGGAUACGGUUCUCGCUCAUUCCUCUGGAAGAUCUCCAGAGACACGUGAAAGAGACGACAAUCAUGAAAACUGACUCUAACUGUUUCAGAUAUCUGCAAGAUGCCCUUCGAUAUCAUUCUCAAAUCUACUCGCAGCCUGCCCUCAACUGGGAAAGUGCGUCCAUCCGCACAAGCUCUGAGAAGAUGCUGGUUCUUGGAGGGAGGACAUCAGACAAUCGAGUCUGUGGGAAUAUGUGGGUUGAAAGUCAAGAUGGCAGCUCUUGGGCUGACCUUGGGGAGCUUUGCACACCAGUCUACAAUCAUUGUGUAGCUGUCAUCAAUGAUUUCCUCUUCAUCAUCGGUGGACAAACCAGGUUUGACCCUUCGGGGAAGCAUCCUUCAAAUGAGGUAAAUGCUACCCACGUAUCAUGCAAGCACAAGCGUGGAUUAUUUUUUAUUUUUCUGCAUAAAAUGACUAAAACAUCUUCUGCAAUCAGUGAAUUUCAUACCAUUUUAUAGCAAGGUGUCUUUUUCACGUAGCAUGGGUGAAUUAAAAUCGGUUUUUAAAAAUGUGCCAUUCUAGUACCUUAACCCCUUAAGGACACAUGACAUGUCUGACAUGUCAUGAUUCCCUUUUAUUCCAGACGUUUGGUCCUUAAGGGGUUAAAGCGGCUAAGUCACCUUCUGGGGUUUGCCUAUUUUGCAAAGACCCGCAAUGGUGACAUUUUCACUUGGGUUGUGGUGGCUUGAAGUUGCAGUCUUGGUAAAGUUAUAGUUACCUGAUGCUGUCCCCCGAGGGUCCCAAAUCUUCGCUCUUCAGCUCCUGGUACUUCAACUGCCAGGAGCUGCAUCCACACUGUACAACACCAGUGAUCAUGGCGGAGGCUGCACAAGCCUCCAUGGAUAUCAUUGUGCAAUGAGCGAUAUAAUGCCUUAUUUCCACAGCUGUCACAAGCGAUGGCUGGGGAAAGUGACAAAACUUGAUAGCAGUAGCUUCGCAUUUUAUCAGGUAGGAUUUUACCAUGAGACAAAAUAGUCCCUUCAUUGUCUUACAAUUUUUUUGUCUGCAUUGUAAUUCCAAUAUAGACUUUCUGAGCAUUUCCUAAAUAUAUCUUUACAAAAGACUCAAACCCCCCUCCCUCCAUGGUGAAAGAGCCGUUUCAAAUCUGAAUAUCUUACUAAAUGCAUUAGAUCUAGUAAUAGCCACAAUCAUCACACACCUAACUGAGAGUUUAUACAGCAAAGUACUUUUAUAAUUACCUACCAAGCCCUCAGCGAAUUCUUUUCUAACAACCUUCUUCGUACCCCUACUUUUACCCUCUGUGUCACCUUACCCCACUCCCUCUAGAAUGUAAGCUCAUUGAGCAGGGCUCUUCACCUCUCUGUUCCUGUACGUCAAUUUGUCUGGUCAGAAUUAAAUGUCUGUUAGUCCACCCUUUGUACAGCGCUACGGAAUGUGAUGGCGCUAUAUAAAUAAUAAUAAUAAUAUGUAAAAGUACUGCACCAUGGUUUUUAUUCCUUAUCUUUACAUGCAUCUCUGAAUAUCCAGACUCCAGAGGAUUAUCCUGAAUGGUCUUUAUCAUCUAUACUUUGAUGGGCUCUAUAUACUAAUUACACUUGUGAGCUCAACCUUGAAUUAUGAACAUUUCUUUGUUAAUACAGUAUUACACUAUUUUUGUGCCUUUGUAUUACCCUUUGUCGAUACUUUGCUGUAUGAAUUUAUGUUGAGGAUUUUUAGAGGUUUCAUUUUUAUCUACCACGUAAUUUCAAUUGCAAAGGGUAAAUACCAUUUUUCAAUUUUAUGUUUGUAACACACGAGCGCUGCACUUUUUGGUGAAUGUUUUUCCAAGUACUACCUUACUGAGAGUGAUGGGAGUUGUCCAAAGCUGGAAACAGAAUAAUUCAUUUAUUUAUAUUUAAUAUUUCUUUGCCUUUUGUUUUAUUUGGAAUACUACCCACCAGCCUUGCACUUCGCCCUAGUUGGUUAAAUACGUCAAUAAAUGUUAUUGAAAUUCCUGAAACAUAAUUGGUUUCUCAAGAGCAGCUUCGCCAAUGCCGUAUGUAUUGCAUUGCAAAGCAUUUCGGUGCCAACUGCCACUUACUGCUGAUCUAUAGUGGACACACUACCAACACUUAUCAAGUGAUUAUCCAAUAUCCUCGGAUGUCCCCUGGUCGCCUCCCAGAUGGGCGGAUUGAGGUGAAGCUGUUGCUAAAAGCUUGCCUAUUUUAUCCAGCGCUGUAUAUGUCCCAGUUUCUUUACAAUGUGGACUCAGUAUACAUCGAGAAAUGUCCUUUAGAGUAGUGUCUCUCAACCAAGUCCUCAUGGACCACCGCCAGUCCAGGGUUUUUCAGUAUCCAUAUUGGAAUAAAACAAGGAAAUACAUAAAUUCUGGACUGUUGGUGGUCCAUGAGGACUGGGUUGGGGAACACUGAUCUAGAGAGAGCGUUCUGUAUCACAAGGUUUAUAGUAACAAAAAGAGAGGGGGGUAAAUUAUAAUCCGUGGCCGGCCCAGGCAUGUUCGGUAAACUGGGUUACAUGGGUGGGCACUCCACUGUUUUAGGGCUUUAAAAUGCUGGUCCAUGUAAGGAGUGAUUACAAGUGAUUGAGAAUCUGAUGUCUCUGUGUGUGUAGAUUACAGUAGAUGGGAAUGAGGUUAUGAAAAAUAAAGCAUUUUCAGUUUUUUUGUUGCAAAAAAGUAAUGAUGUUCCGGGCACUCAAGUUCAAUCCAGUGGGCAGAUUUAUUGGAGCAAAAACACUUCCAUUCAGAGUUAAACCAUUUUCGAGCAGUUUAACACUGAAUGAAGGUCCCUGGUUUCCCACAACCCUGCCUCCACUGGAGGUGUGGCUAAGGCAGAGAUUACACACUUCCUUCUAGCCAUUCAUAAUCAAUUCAUAUCUGCAAUGGGCGCUCUGAUAGGCUGAAAGCGGUCAGCUGACUCUCCGCCAAUCACAGCCACAGCCAUUGCUGCGCAGGCAAAUACUUCCUCAUUAGACCAAGCAGCAGGGCCACCAUCAGGGGGUGACAACUGUGAUGGUUGUCACGGGCCCGGCGGCCCUGGGGGGCCUGGCCGCCCGGGCCCCACGCGGAGCGGCAAAACUGCCGCCGGUGCAUCUGCACCGGGGCCCAUCAGUUGGCCCAAGCAUUUAGGGCCACCCGAUGGGCCCUGUAUCUUCAGGGGCCCGGUUAGCGCUACGCCGGGUGAUUGCGCGACCGGGCCCCUUUUAAAAAAAAAAAAAAAAAAUUGCGGCUAAACACCGCAAGUGCUGCUGGGAGGAAGUGACGGCCGGUCACGGGGGGAGAGCGGAGGAGAAGACAGGACAGGGACACCAGAGGCAUCCACUCCCAUCAUCCCCAGCCACCAUCCUGCAACUUAAAGGUAAGAGGAGGGUGGCUGAUAAAUGAGGUGUGUGUGUGUCUGCAAGUAUGUCUGUAUGUCAGUAUGUCUGUCUGUGUGUGUGUGUGUGUAUGUAUGUCUGUGUAUGUCUGUGUGUGUGUAUGUCUGUGUGUGUGUCUGUGUGUAUGUCUGUGUGUAUGUCAGUAUGUAUGUAUGUCUGUGUGUGUGUAUGUCAGUAUGUAUGUAUGUCUGUGUGUGUGUAUGUCAGUAUGUGUGUCUGUGUGUGUGUGUGUGUGUAUGUCAGUGUGUGUGUCUGUGUGUGUAUAUGUCUGUGUGUGUAUGUGUAUAUCAGUAUAUCUGUGUCUGUGUGUGUAUGUCUGUGUGUGUAUGUCAGUAUGUAUGUCUGUGUGUGUGUCUGUGUGUAUGUCAGUAUGUAUGUCUGUGUGUAUGUCAGUAUGUAUGUCUGUGUGUCAGUUUGUAUGUAUGUCUGUUUGUCAAUAUGUAUGUGUGUGUCAGUAUGUGAGUAUGUAUGUACAACAGUGUGUGUGUGUCUGUGGGUGUAUCUAUAUGUAUGUCUGUUUCAGUAUUUGUGUCUGUUAGUAUGUGUGUAUCUUUCUGUGUGUCUGUGUCCUUUUGUGUCUGUGUGUGUGUAUUCCUGUUGGCGGGAUUUGGGGUUGGGGCUUGGAGGCGGGCACACGAGGGCCCAGACCUUGAGCUGUGUUCGGGGGCCCACAAUUUCUGAUGGCGGCCCUGCCAAGCAGCACAGACGGGAGGGGCUGCUGGAGGUCUCGUUUAACAUUAAAGCAUUAAAAACAGAUUAGCUCUGAAUAGAAGGACGGCACCACGGGAUUGAAGUCACUAAACACUUCAAUGACAUGAAGCCGUUACAGUGCCUACAGUGCAUUGGCGGAACCGGGGGGAGGCAACGGGGCAAUUGCCCCCCUCCCCUGAGAAAAUAGUGAGUCCGAGGCUCUCCUCUGCCAGCCCAUGCAGGGCUGGUGCUAUCCAAGCACCAGCCCUGCUGUUUGCCAUCACGGACCAGAGGGGAGAUCCGUGAUCUCCCUCCCCGGCCCACAGGCUAAUUGCCGGAUGGCUGGCAGGGGAGGGAGUGAGAGAGAGAACCCGGGGGCGCUCUUACCUGCAGCUCCACUGCGUUUUCCUCUCGCAAGCACGGAGCAUUGCCGCAGUUACCAUGUGUAGUGGAGAGCUGAUAUCCCAGACUAAACCCGCUAUAGAUCCCAGUAUGGCUCAGGAACAAGUAAAUAAUCCCAGGUAAAACAUCCACAGUGACAGAGUAAUCCAGCAGCGUAGCAAACACAAUCAGUAAUAUAAUCCAGCAAUAUCCCAUCACCUUUCCCAAUAACUGGACGACACACAGUAUCAGGAGCAGAACUGAUCUUUAAUCACACAACCCCUGCUUUUAUGCAAUCCUCCCAUGAAAGGGAGACACCCACAAUAAUAAGUACAGUAACCAAUUAGGUAUAAGGUACAACCCACACAUCUCCUCCCCUCAGAUUAUCAGUUAACAUAAUUAAAAGGUACACAAUUUUCCCCACGUUCUGGAUGUACCCUGAUAGCCCUGAUCUGGGUGAGUAGCAUAAUUAAAAAAUCACCCAGAUCGGACCAGGGGAUAAUGGAUUAUGGAGGGAUAAAGUUUUGACCGACCGCACAGGCAACAGUAGUCGAAAACCGUUCCAUAAGUUUUGGCCUUGCGGUCGGUCUCUGUUCGUGCUUUAAAAGUCCCGAAUCUGCCCCCAUCCCCUCACACAAACUAUAACCCCCUACACACUGCACCACACACAAAUAUACAGCCCCCCCUUACACACACAGCCUCCCCUCUGGGUAAGUUAUCAAACGUUUUUUUUUUAAACGGUUUGACUACUUACUCUGGGAGGGCGCCACAGCAACUCCUAGCACCAAAACCAUUACAGAGAGCUGUAGUGGUCAUUGUGCCUGGAUUGUUUCUUAAAAUGAUCUGCCAGUGCCCCUCCCGAGAUUAGCUUCUGGAUCCGCCACUGCCACAGUGUCCAUUUAAAGGAACACUCCAAACAACACAACCACUGCAGCUUGAUGUAGUGGUUGUGGUGCCAGGUUUGGUCUGGCGCCCCCCAACUUAAGUAAUCAAAUGGUUUUAGAAUGGUUUGACUCUUUCCUGGGGUCCAUUGGGAACUGCUCCUCACCUCUCUGGCAUUGACAGCAGAGAGGAGGCAGGGAGCAGCACCCGUCGAACCCCUUGCGUAAAAUCGGUGUGACUACUUAAAAUGGGGAUGGGGAAAGGCAAAAAAAACUCUAUUAUCUAUCUUAACUAUUAUUCUAGCUGUGCUUUUUUGGCUUAAAAUGUGUAAUUUCUGGGGAGCGUGGCUAGCAUCCGAGCUGUAUGGCAGCACACUGACAAAGCUCUGAGCAAAACAGAGCGAAAAUCGCGUUUACUGGAGGUUUACCACCGCUAUGGGGAAUCCCAAAAAGGCUCACUCGAACCCCCAACACACCGGGAAGACACCGGCAGGCAAAACUGGAACGGUAACCCGUUUGUUUAAAGAUUAUGCGGACCGCGUGUCCGAUCUCGGCGAAUCCAACAUGGUGCCGACGGCGGGGAACUCGAACCUGACGAGUCCCACGGCAUCUGAUACUUCCACAAACUCGAUGGACAUGGAUGUCAAAGAGAUUUUAAGAAAUCUGUCAUCCAGAACAGACCUAGCACAAAUGCUAGGUAAAUUAGAAACCACCUUCCAACCCAAGAUGGAAGGCCUCAGCACAGAGAUCAAGCAGGUAGGCCGCAAAGUGCAAGAUCUUGAAGAUGAAAGGGGGUCCUAUUACACCCAACUACAGACCCUGUUGGCCAAGGUAAAUGCCCAGGAGAGGCAUAUGACCAUGAUGCAAAGAUCAUUAGAUGACAUUGAUAAUAGGGGCCGCAGAAAUAACCUCUGAAUAAGAGGCCUACCAGAAACAGAGGGGGAAAACUUAUAUACCACGCUCUCAAUACUGUUUAACCGGAUCCUAGGCCGCAAAUCUGACACUCCAGUGGACCUAGAUGGAGCGCAUCGCUCCCUGAAAUCUAAAACGGGGCCAGGAAGCAAACCAAGAGAUGUUAUAUGCUGCCUCCACUAUUACGCGCUAAAAGAAGACAUAGUAAGAAAACUGAGAGAUACAUCCACCCCCAUGUUUUUCCAGGGCCAUGAAAUAUCGAUCUAACAAGACCUAUCAUGGCAUACCUUGCAAGCAAGACGAGCUCUAAGGCCGAUUACAGACCAACUCCGGGCACGCAACUUGCGCUACAGAUGGGGCUUUCCAUUUGCCCUAAUAGUCAGCGCCAGAGGAUCCACAUAUACCAUUGCCACCCACCAGGAUAUACCUGCAUUCAGCAAAGCACUGGGCCUGACAGAAACGCAUAUUAUGGACUGGUAUGCACCGGACCCGGCAAUAUCCUCCUCUUCAGCACAGCAAGCACCGAAAUGGAGAUCCCCAGCAAAGAGGCAGAAAAUGACACAAAUGGAAAUGCUCCAACGAGAAGAGACCGAAGCAGAGUAGCAGGGCACCCUUGGAGACCCUGGAGACAGAUGAACUAAUACCAUGCCAAACCACGCAGACCCUCAUAUCCAACAUUCAGCACUAGACUCCAUGCUCGAACUGGAAUUCCAACUUGUCUUGGACUUUGCUGAGGCCGACAACUGUGCCUGAACUUCGCCAUACACCAUCCAUCUGAAAGACUAUGACAGACCCAGGCCCACCAGGUCGUAUGCUCAUGCUUGUUUAUGCCCAUCUGGGAAUAUACUAUUGAUUUAAUGUACCUAUGUGCCUAUAUAUGUCCAUGCUUUUCUCAGAACACAAAAAUUAUCUAAUAUAUGAGAAUAACAGUUUACAUAUGUUUAGGAGCAUAAAAUUGCUCCCUGUUGUACCCAUGAGACACACGACAAUUUACCACUCACAGACAGAGUUAAUGACAGAAGUUGACUCGGGAGACUCCUACAGGGAAUAAUACAGGUCUGAUGGGGAAGGGGCGUUAAAGGGCAGGGACAGGACCAGACGGAACACGAUAGGGAAAAGGGAAUCCAUAGUAUUUCCCCCACGAAAUCAAAUGGUUCAAACGAUAAAAUCUAUAAUAAAAAAAAAAAAAAGAAAAAAAGAAACACAACGAGAGGGCUGAGCAUAUGCCACACCUUACCAUCUGGGGCAAACCCAGGUAACUCAAGAUUCUGCCCCUCCACACCCCACAAAUAUAACAAAAUCUCCACUCACAACCUCCAAGAAGCGAGCAUACGAAAUACAAGCGACUUUGCUCCGUAAAGCUCACUACACUAAUACAUCACUCAAGACACUAACAUUCGACCGUAAGGGUCGACGGUCAGGACUAGACGUCGACACUAACUCGACUCCCGAAACUGACAGCAACCCACCAGACUCUACUUACUACACGCACCCUUCCUACACCUCAGUGUGAACGGGGUCGUCAACCCUUAUCCCACUGCAGACAACAGGACUUCUCAGGGGCUGACCCCAGUUCUCACGCAGUUGCCAGAGAGCAACAACGUGAACCAUACGAAAUUGAAGACCAGACUAAACGACAGACUUGAUUCUUUGUAAAUAGUUACUUUUGGUUGUUAUAAUUUUUGAAACAGCUUGCUCAGUACUAAUCCACACCAUCCGCUCAUACACAUUGCUUAACUUGGUUAACGCCAUAUAGAGUAUUCAAUACACUCAGUUACCAAACUCCCCUUUCCCCCACACACCAAACCUUUCCAAUAUUCCAUGAUGGCAACAGUGUCGAUCCUAUCACACAAUGCCAGGGGACUGAACACCCCCGAAAAAUGCCAUAUGGCACUCACGGACUACCACAAACAUAAGGCUGAAGUAAUAUUCAUACAGGAAACACACUUCCGUAAAGACUCAGCACCCUCACUUAAGUCGAGACACUUCACCAAAGGCUACUUCAGUAACUACACUGGCUCGAAAUCCAGGGGAGUGGCAAUCCUACUCUCUUUACACCUUCCAUUCACAUACAAAGACCACAUGGUGGAUGACAAUGGCAGAUUAAUCUUCCUAAAGGGUCUGAUAGGCUCGACCCAAGUCACCCUAGCCAAUAUCUACCUCCCCAACAAAAAACAAUUCCAAGCCCUUCGAACCAUAAUUAAAAAAUUGGAAAACUUCUUAGAGGGACUAUUGAUCUUAGGGGGAGACCUAAAUAUAUCUCUAGAUGGGGCACUAGACACCACUUCACAGGCACAAUCAUACCAGACAUCCAUGAGGAUAAAUAUCCAAAAAUUUCUAGACUCCCACCAAUUAUAUGACUGCUGGCGCACCACACACCCAGCAGAACGCGACUACUCCUACUAUUCACACUCUUCCGGCUCAUACUCCAGAAUUGACAUGUUCCUCAUUCCACAUAGAUUCCUAAACCUAGUUAAUACAUGCGAAUAUGCUUCAAUCUCUUGGUCGGACCAUGCACCAAUCUCCAUGAACAUAGCAAUUCCUUCAUUGCACCCCACCAGGACACAAUGGAAACUCAACGUCACACUGUUAAACCAACCAGAGAUACAAAACCGAAUUGAAAACUCCUUAACGCAAUACUUCGAAUUAAAUGUUCGCCCAGACACACCCUACCCAAUGGUGUGGGAAGCACACAAAAGCACAAUCAGGGAUACAAUCAUCCAAGCGGCCUCUGGACACAAGAAGCAAAGGGAGUCACAGGCCUCCUGCCUAACUAGGGAAAUUAGGGAACUAGAGAACUCACACAAAAAAGAACUUGACUUAGCCACAUACAAGACACUAGUAGACAAAAAGACAGAACUUAACAUUAUCUUCUGGCCAAAAAGAGGAGCAACUACUAUGCACAAGGGGGUAAAUGUGGGUGACUGCUAGCGCAUGCCCUGAAAAAGCAAAGAGAACACACAUUUAUAGCAGCCAUACGAAACUCCGAGGGAAACAUCUCACACUCAAUGACAGACACUCUAAAGGCGUUUAAGGACUACUACUCAUAACUCUACAACUUGAGACAAACUCCUCCCCAAACCCACGACUUACAGGAAUUCCUCUCACAGAGAAUACACUCCACUAUUCCACGAAACAUACGAGACUCCAUAGACAACCCCAUCACAUCUGACGAAUGCUUAGCAGCGAUAAAACACUUACCAGUGGGGAAAAGUCCAGGCCCAGACGGACUUACAGCAAAAUAUUAUAAAACAUUUGCCACAAUACUCAUACCCAAUUUCCAGAACACAUUUAACGCGUUACUUAAAUCAGAUACCCUACCUCCACAAGCAUUGAAUGCUACAAUUACCCUCCUCCCCAAACCAGGUUAAGACCUGACCCAAUGUGGAAGUUACAGACCAAUUUCGCUGAAACUUUUCACGAAAAUACUGGCAAACAGACUACGUCCACUGCUCCCAGGGUUAAUACACACAGAUCAAUCGGGCUUCAUCCCAGGUAGAGAGGCUAAACAUAACACGACAAAAUUGCUCAGCCUCAUACACCAGGCCACACGAAUGCGAUGCUCCAGUCUCCUCCUGUUGAUUGAUGCUGAAAAGGCGUUUGACAGGGUAAACUGGAGCUUACUAUCAUCCACCCUACAACACAUGGGCUUUGGCCCUCACUGGCAGAAAUGGUUCAAUGCAAUAUACUCACACCCUACAGCAAAUAUCCGGGCAAACGGGCAACUUUCAGAGCCAGUAACACUAACGAAUGGCACCAGGCAGGGGUGCCCCCUAUCUCCUUUGCUUUUUGUAUUAGUCUUAGAACCCUUCCUACAAGGGAUUAGAGAUAACAAAUUAAGGGAAUCACAGCUGGCAAUGAGGAAUAUAAAAUAGCAGCAUUUGCCGACGAUAUGCUCUUCACUAUCUCAGACCCCAUCACAUCGAUACCUCCCCUAAUGGCAGAGAUGAAUAAAUACAGUAAACUCUCCAACUUUAAGGCAAACCUCAGCAAAUGCGAGAUCUUACCCAUACACAUAAAUCCCCAGGAGUAAAUUACAAAAUGAACACCAAUUUAUGUGGGCUCCCCACAACAUAAAGUAUCUAGGAAUUCACAUCACCAAAGACGCGACCCUCCUAUUUGAAAGUAAUUUCCCAAAACUGAUGAAAGACAUAACAGCUGACCUCAACACCUGGAACAAACCACAUUUCAGCUGGUUUUGCAGACUGAAUAUCUUAAAAAUGAACAUUCUGCCCAGAAUCCUGUACCUCCUACAGAUUCUACCUAUAACGAUCCCUAAAAACUGGUUCACACUGGUACGCAAGACUCUUUCAACGUAUAAAUGGGCCUAUAAAAAUCCCCGGCUCUCACACUCACUUCUCACUAGACCAAGGGAGGAGGGAGGCAUCGGGCUUCCAGAUAUAGAAAAAUACCACAGCGCAAUUCUCCUAACUAGACUUUACCACUGGACAUCCACACGCACCACCAAUCAAUGGGUGCAAACUGAAGAUACAUUCUUCAGAGCGCCAAUCUUCACAAUACCGUGGCUAAAAUCAGGCCACGCUCUCCUUCUCCAUGCCCCACACCCGACUAUCUCUCCCACACUGCGCAUGUGGGCCAGACUACAAACACACCAAACAAUAUCUCCUCAUUCCUCCCCGCUAUACCCGAUCACGCACAACCCCCUGUUCCAACCAGGAGAAGAUGGUAAAGCAUUUAAAAUAUACUAUGACUCAGCCUACCUAAAACUAGGAGACCUAAUGGAGGAUACAGGGGAUCGAAAGAUAAAACCCCUCUGCUCCCUCAUAGAACCACAAACAGCAAUACACAAGUUCCAAUACAGACAACUCACCCAUUUUAUCCUCACGGGACCACUUGCACACAACCCACACUGAGCACAAACUAGAUUCGAACACUGCCACGAACAAUCCAUAAAAAAAAGCUCAUCUCUGUGAUGUACAACACGAUCUCAACCACCCAACCCCACAACUCACCAGCCUUCACCACAUCCUGGGAAAAAUAACUCAAGCUGGCCUUUACUCCACACACGGCGUUUCAUAUUUAGACAAAUCCAUAAUUCAUCGCGCAACACACUAACACAAGAAGGGAACUACAAAAGGAUUGUGUGGUGGCAUUACACCCCAUCCAAAUUAAAAUCACUCUUCCCAUCACUACCAAAUCAAUGCUGGAGUUGCCACAAUACUGAAGUUAACUCGGCACACAUAUGGUGGUCAUGCCCAACAAUACACAAGUAUUGGAAACUUAUACAAUGUCUGAUUCAAACAAUACUAUCCAUACAUAUACCGCUCACACCAGACAUGCUCAUCUUCCUCAUACCGUCCCAAACAUUACCCAAACCGAAAGCGACCUUGCUACUCCACCUGAUUUCAUCUGCAAACCAACUCAUCCCCGUAUAUUGGAAACAACCAAAUCCCCCAUCCAUACGGGAAUGGAUACAAAGGGUUGAGACUAUUAGGGGCCUCGAAGAGACUUGCCAUUCUAUAACAGACAAAUACAAUUUUUACACCGCCAUCUGGGAACCUUGGAGUGCAUACCUCAAAAACCACCCUACAUAACACACCGAAAUCUGACAUACAGGAUUACCACUGUUCACCUCUAACCCCUCCCACCCCCCAACACUAUGGUAAAUGUUUACAAUGUUGAUCAAACGUAACAGUCGUUCGAGCAACAAGAUGCUCGCUGUGGACAAUGGUGCUUCUCUGUUGUACGCUAAGGCCCGCAGCCAGGCAACAAAAAUACAUAACAUUCAAAGAAGUUGUAAAAAGAUGUGUAAUGAUAACAUUCGUUCAUUUUGUACUGCUUUUUCUUAUUUGUAUUUUAUAAUUUUAAUGUCAAAUUCCUGUUUUCAUAAAUUUGAUGUAAAAUUGCAAUACCUCAAUAGAAACUUUGAAAAUGAAAAAAUAAAAUAAAAAUAAAAAGUGUAAUUUCUUUGUCCGUUCUGUAAACUUCACUGUUUAGUGAAUGUAAAACAAGAUAGUGUUUAUUCACUAAACAUCAAACUGUGCUGUAUUUCUAUAUAAAUACAGGUUUCCAAUUCAGUACAGUCUGCAUGGUUUUGUUCAAUAUAUGCCCUGUACGGUGUUUAUUAGUAAGUGAUGGCUGAUUCCUUGAUAUCCGUUUUUGCAAGAACUAAGAUGAACAAUUGAGUGUUGCAAAAAUUAAAGUUGUGACUAUUGCAGAGUUGGAGAGUUUUUCCAAAUUGGCCCUUUUUGAUAGAAUUUGCCAUUUAGACUGUAAACUUGUAGAUUGUAAGCUGUUUGGUCUGUUACAGGGUGGCAGAACUCUAGGGAAGGCAGUGGGGUAAUGGCCUACAAAUUACACACCCUAGAAGUGCUUUCCACUGCUCAGAUAUUUUGAAGACUCUUGACAUCUGUCUCACAGGUGUUUCGUUUCAAUCCAAGAAAUGGGACAUGGUUGCAGGUGGCUGGCAUGCUGGAGAAAAGGACACGGUUCCAUGCAGAUGUGGUUGCUGAUCGCAUUGUAGCUGUCGGAGGAGGAACACUUCUGGGGAACCUCACCAAUACCGUGGAAGAGUAUCAACCCUCCGAAAACAAGUGGGAAUCCACAGCUCCUUUCCCAUUAGCCAUAGCUGAUCAUGCAGGGACAACGCACAAAGGCAUCUUGUACAUCUCAGGUGAUAAUUCCUAACGUAGAAUACUAGGUCUUCUAGUCUGUGCUUCAUCUUGAUGGGACAUGGCCGUCUCUCUAAUGUAUAUUUUCUUUGUUUCAGGCGGGUAUUCAGCUGGUAGGACUCUGAAUGAUGUCUACAGCUACCUUCCAAGACUCAGGCGCUGGGUGGUAAACCGCGCCAUGACAUUUGCUCGUUGUGACCAUGGAAUGGCGACCAUAGGAGACACAAUAUUCUGCAUUGGUGGUCGUACACUGAACGCGGUAAGUUGGCACGUAACAAUCGGAAUCUGUUUCCAUUUAUAACCUCAUUGUUAUUGGUCAUAAGGGCAGGAUUUGGUCAUCAGAGGAUCAAGCAAUACAGUGUUGAAAUGGAUUACCAAUAAUGUACGAGACGUUGCAAUGGAAAAAUUAAUUAACUGUGGAUUUGUAGAAUGUAAAACAGAGAUGGAAGAGAUAAUGACUGAAAAGGUUAUAUGAUAUGAUAGUGGGAAGAGCUGUGUUUACUAGAAUAUAGCAAUGAUGAGGAUAAUGAGUGCGUGCUUCUUGGGGAAAGACGAACAAUAAUACACUUAUUUUGUAAUUAUACAAGAUGGGAUACAGGGAGACAUUGGGGGGGGGGGGAAGGGAAAACUCUAGUUGUAUAUUUUAAUGCAUUUGAUUAUGGAAUCGUAAAAAAAGAAGAAAAAAAAAAUUCUAAGCCCUAAAUCACCUUACCUUUACCUUUCUUCCUAGUGCUUUUCAUUGUCCAACCAAACGCUGCUUGUUCACCUUGUGUGCGCAGACGCCAAUUGUAAAUGCUAGAAAAAAAAAUGAUGUAUAAGCCAGCCCAGAAAAAGAAAAAGUUUUUAGCUGAUAGGACAAUGAGAUAGUUCUACACCCCAGGUAACAAAAUACUAAAUAUCUCAGGACUGGCAGAAACACUGCACAGAUAUGGUCUUUGCACCAUAACCACUCCAGCAAGUUGAAGUGGUUACGGUGCUUAGAGAGACAAUUUACGUUAGUGGAAUUAAUGUCUAAUUUGUAUCAAUUUUCAUAGACUAGAUCUCUGUGGUAUAUACAAUGAUUUCCGUGAUAUAAUACACCAUCAUAAAAUCUAACAAACAUUAAUCUAAGACUGGGUUUGUUUUCAUUUGUUUCCCACAAGGCCAAGAAAUGGAUCCACGUGAAUGAAACCGAAUAUUACAGCCCUGCAGCCGACCAGUGGAGCUCGUUGAAGCUUUCACCAUUUAACUGCUGUCAGUUCAGCAUCCUGACGCACCAGUCCAAGUUGUACAUCACUGGUGGUGGCUCUUUGAAGAGCAUGAACAAAGAAGAUGGUGUGUUUGUUUAUGACCCCGAAGCCAAGACGUGGUCAAAAGCCGGAUCCUUACCGCGUCCGUUAGUAGAUCACGCUUCCUGUGCUAUCAAACUGCCGCAGCAGAUGAUGGAAAAGCUGUUGGAGAAAGAAGAGCUAAGCCCAACGAGUUCCAACAAGAAGAAGUCCACGCUGACAUUGUUUAUCACUGGAAAACCAGACCAUGACGCAUGA
Pelobates cultripes (western spadefoot toad) is the source of this 15049-nucleotide messenger RNA. The record is from the annotation of a GenBank genome assembly. NCBI's taxonomy places the organism in Eukaryota, Metazoa, Chordata, Amphibia, Anura, Pelobatidae.